This is a messenger RNA of Pyricularia pennisetigena, 1239 nucleotides long. RefSeq lists its product as uncharacterized. The record is from RefSeq and is a predicted model, not a curated record. Bases 1 to 1239 code for a protein of 412 amino acids. NCBI's taxonomy places the organism in Eukaryota, Fungi, Ascomycota, Sordariomycetes, Magnaporthales, Pyriculariaceae. Gene Ontology annotation, cellular component: nucleus; ERCC4-ERCC1 complex; nucleotide-excision repair factor 1 complex. Gene Ontology annotation, molecular function: damaged DNA binding; single-stranded DNA binding. The transcript has 2 exons. Gene Ontology annotation, biological process: meiotic mismatch repair; nucleotide-excision repair; UV-damage excision repair.
AUGGACGACGACGAUUUCGGGGCCGAUGAUGAUUUUAUUCAGGCACUUGCAGGGGUUGACGCUGGGCCUUCGCGAAGUUCUCGGCCACAACAGCAGCAGCAGCAGCAACAGGUGCAGAUCCAACGUGUAGCAGCAGGAGCAUCCUCAAGGAUCCAGCAACCGACUCCGCAGCGCAUCCAACAACCCACGCCGCAGCGAGUCGAUAAAGCUCCGCCCCCGGCUGCAAAUGGCGGCGCCGCCAAGAUCGUGCAACCGACGCCGCAGGCACUCCCGUCCAAGUCGUCCGGGUCCUCGAUUCUUGUGUCACCUAGGCAGAAGAGCAACCCGGUGCUCGAGUGGAUCAAGUCGGUCCCCUGGGAAUAUAGCGAUAUUCCAGCGGAUUAUGUGCUCGGCUUGACGACAUGCGCCCUGUUCCUAAGCCUCAAGUACCACAGGCUGCACCCAGAGUACAUAUACACUCGUAUCCGCAACCUGCAGGGCAAGUUCAACAUGCGCAUCCUGCUCACCAUGGUCGACAUACCGAACCACGAGGAGGCACUACGGGAGCUGUCCAAGACGUCCCUGGUCAACGACGUGACGCUGAUGCUGUGCUGGUCGUCGCACGAGGCGGCCCGCUACCUGGAGCUGUACAAGUCGUACGAGCACGCGAGCUUCGCGGCCAUCCGCGCUCCCCCAGCAACAGGCUACGCCGAAAAGUUGGUCGAGUUCGUGACCGUGCCGCGCGCCAUCAACAAGGCCGACGCCGUAGCUCUGGUCAGCACCUUUGGCAGCCUGAGGAACGCCAUCAACGCCGACCCGGAUCAGGUCGCCGCCGUGAGCGGCUGGGGCGAGCGCAAGGUCAAGGCCUGGUGCAAGGUAGUUGAGCAGCCUUUCAGGGUCAAGAAGGCCGGGGCGGCGAGGAAGAAGGGUAUCGCCGCGGUGCCGCUGAGGGAGAGUGUGGGUGGCAGCCGCGCAGGGUCGACGCAGCAGGCGCGCAUGUCGAGCCAGACUCAGAUUUGGAACCUGAACAUCGCCGAUGUGGACGAUGAGGAUGCCAUGCUCGAGGCGGCCCUCGAGGAGUCUCGGAGGAUGUCAGGCAUGGAAAACGACAGCGCGUUGCAGAACGAGGAUACGAACGCCACAGAAGGAGUCGAAGGCAGUAGCAGCAGCGCUGGUGCUACCGAGGCGGCUCCCAAGAACAAAGAGCAACUCAGCGACGGGAUAGCAGCGGCCUUGGCGAGGCUGCGUGAAAACGGUUGA